Messenger RNA from Chironomus riparius, 3726 nucleotides. Lineage: Eukaryota; Metazoa; Arthropoda; Insecta; Diptera; Chironomidae. The record is from the annotation of a GenBank genome assembly.
AUGAGCAAUAUAGCCAAAUGGCUUCCAAAACAGAAUAAUGACAUGAACAAAAUCUUUACGGAAACAAGAAAUAUCGAACGUGAGCUGAGAAUAUUGGGAAAGAUGUUUGCAACAAACAUCAAUUAUACACAAAAUCCAGAACAUGGCUAUCAAGAUUUACUGGACGAAGGAAAUAAAGUAUUAACCGACAGUGCUUCAACAUUUUUUAAACUCUAUCGAAUGAGAAGCUCAUCAUCUGACAAAAAUGUCGAACGUUCAAGCUUCAAAGUCUUGCUAAAUUUAAAAGCCUUACAAAUCCGACAGAAUCUAAAACGACGUCAUUUCCAGUUAAUAGCUAUUAUAACAAAGCUCAUCAAAUUAAUGCUGUGCAAUGGAGUCUUCGAAGCUGCCUUCCAAAUGUGUUCAUUAUUAAAUACAGCUGUUAUAUUGACAUUACAGAAUACGAAAAGUGCUAGCGGAACUCUUGUCAUCUCUAAUACAUUCCCGCCUCUGCUGUCUAAUCCUAGAGUUAUGCAUAUACAUAGCUUGUUACAAAUGGUUACUCGAUAUCGUACUGAGCAGUGCUGUGAGAGUUUGAUAUCAUGCCUCUUAGCCACAUGCAAAGCCGAAAUGAAUGAUGAGACAGAAUCAGAGGACUCGAGCAUAGAAAUUUAUUUGGCACUGACAGAGCAAUUAACAGAAGAGGAACUAGCAAAACAGAGACUUAGAUUAUUACAGGAAAAGCAAGCACAACAGUUACAAAAACAACAGAUGGCUAUAAUGCCACGUCCACAACAAAAGUCUAUCAAGAUUCGUCCGAUUGAAAAGCCAUCAAUGAUAACAGACAUCUCCGAGGAAGUUGAGCCAACUGUGACAUUUUUCGACAAUAUGGUAAAGGAAUCGAAACGUAAAGAGGCAUUUAUACGUGAAGAGUCUACGGAUGGUGAAAUCCUACAUGACUUAAUACGCAUUGAAGAGAUUUUUAUCGCAACAAUGAUUGCUAAAUGCCUUAAACUUUGCCCGAGCGCGUUCGAAAAUGAAAUUACGAAAGAGGAGAUAAUGAAUUUAAUCAGUCGAGCAUCAAAAUUUUUAUGGACGAAUGUCGGAGCAACACUAGAGCAUUUCCUAUUAUGGUGGAGUCAAUUUCCACUAGCUUGUCGUCCUGUAAGCUGUACCAAAUAUCUUAGAGAUUAUUUAAUGCUUCUCCAACCAGAUGAUGCAGCUGAACCAAUUUUAUCAACACUUAAAAGUUUAGGCGAAAUUCUGACUGUACAUGUAGUUGGAACAUGCUGGGAUAAAGAUUUUCGGAUGUGCUUGGUUUUAGCUUCACUAAAGGUCGAACAGACGCAUGAAAAGAAUUCGGAAUUUUAUUUGCCAGAGGAACAGCUGAUUGGGACAACAUGUGGAUAUUUCUGGGCUGAGCUGAUUCAAUCGUUAGUUCAUAUAACAAAUUCAUGCGACAAGGCAGGUACAAUAGCUAAUGAACUGCCUAUUGUUGAACAAAUUCCGGUUUUACAUCGUUUAGAUCAUUCCAUACACACGAUGCGUUUGUGGGCAAAUACAAAAGCAAAAGAAUUGUGUUCUGAAUGGAAUAUGAACAUGUUUUUUCGUCUCAUACAUAAUGAUAUGAGUGGGAUAUGUUUGGAGCGUUUAAAUGAAGUACGCGCUCCAGGUAAGUUUCUCGUUGCUGAAGAUCCAUUAGAAGUUCAUAUACAGGUGAAUGUUGCAUUGCGAGCGAAGCUAACUGAGGAGAUUAAAGAGAAUACUAUUAAAGUUAAGACAACUUGUUACGAAUGCAUUGAAAUACUUGCAGUCAUUUGUGAGACGACAUCGCUUGCAUCACUCUCACUCUACUUUCCACCACAACGCAUCUGGCAAUGUGAGGUUAUGAAUAAAAAAUGCAACGAAUACGUUGGAAUUUACUUGGAUAUAAUGUAUUUGCCGAUUUUGGAAUCAACAAAAGACAUUGAAAUUCUCAAUUUAACGCUGAAAAUAAUUUGCGAGUCAUUACUUGAGAAUAUUUACAACAAGCAAAUAAAAUUCACCAUCUGUGGUGCUUUAAACCUUCUUAAAGACUUUGAAGCGAUUGCAGAGUGGAUAGAAAAUUGUAAGGAAGUGCCUGACGCGUAUCGUGAAAAAUUGAUGAAACAUGAAGUGCUGAGAUAUUGCGAAGGGGUCGGAAAAAUUCUCUUGAGGGAACCUGAGGAAGUUAUUUCAAUGUUUCCAUCUCCAACAAAAGUCAAACGCAUGGCAUCUUCACAAGAGGAGGAUGAGGAUAAAGCUCCAUUACCAGCAGAAAUGUUUGUUCCCAAUCAAACAAGAUGGCUUGCAUUACGUGCUAGACGUCCUAGACGAUUCGGUAUCUGCACAAGCGUCAAUAAUGUUAGCGUCAUAACAUAAAUUGUUGUCAGUACUUCACGUAACAUUAGAGAUAUACUUAUUCAAUGGAAUUUAUGUUCUGAAUCUACAUUUUUUUUAUUUAGUACAUUAAUAUAAACCUUAAAGAAGAAUGGAAAGUGGCACAAUUCAGAGUAGCUUAUUUAGAAUAGCAAAGAAUAGUAAACAAUAUUAACUCGAAUGAAUUUAUUAGCAUUACUUAAUAUCCCGCUCAGCUUUUAUGUAGAAAUUAUACUUUUAUAUUAAGCUUAGGAUUGUAAUUUUCUAUUUCUGUGGUCGCUUUUGUACCUUUUAAUGUAUUUUGAUGUAGAUUUUUUUUGGAACAGAAUGUAAAGGCGUCUUUUUUAUAGCUAGGGUAACCAUCUAGUUUUCAUGAAAAUACAGGACAUUUGGUAAAUUUUUUCGAAAAAAACAGGACAUAGAGUAAAAUUCGAAAAUUAACGGAAAUUUUCAUGAAAAAAAUACAGGACCAGGAACAAAAUUUAAAAAUUUAUACAGGACAGGGUUUUGAAAUACAGGACUGUCCGUUGUAAAACUACGCAGAUGGUCACCCUAUUUAUAGCUAGCUUUGUACUAAAGUUUAAUGGUUCAAAAAUGCGUCUAAUUCUGCUUAACUCCAACGCCAACACCAACGAUUACUAUUUUUAUUUCUCACUUCUUCGUCUUUAACUGCCUUGUUAUGCCUUAUUCAUCAUUUUUUAUAAAUUAACGCCUUAGUAAAAAAAUAAAAAAAAGCCAUUAAUCUCAUCCACUAACACUGAUGCAUUUGAACGACGUCUUUGAGAUUUCCAUUUUAAAAUCUGGAGGAUUUUCGGCAUUGAAUUAUUUUGGAAGAAAAUUUAGGGUCCAGAAGCAAUAUGAAAUAAUUGAAAUUUUAAUGGGGAUACUGCCACUGAUAGAUCCCCCAUGAGAAGAUUAAAGAUUGAGAUUUUUGAAGUUCUAGCAGGGAUUGGUUUUUUACGACCAUUGUAAAUUGAGGAAAAUUUCUCUCGAGCUAGGAAUUGUGACCUAAAAAACAAUACCUUAACUACAGCCCUGUCUGACUUAUAUACAUGCAGAUAAAAUAAAAAAAAUUUCGUUGGAAAUUAGACAAGAAUACACAAUUGCAAUUCUUUGUAAUUUUCUUAAUGCUGUAUGAUAUAUAAUUUUAAAUUUUCUUUGCUUCUUUACGCGCUGCUAGAUGUAUUUAUUUUCAUUUCUUUCACUUUUCAUUAGUGUAAUUUUAGAGAUGCCUGUUCUUGUUGCUUCUUCAUUGUGAGAGUCUCAUUGGUGGAUGAGAUUUAGUCUACAAAAAUGCAAGGGUGUUGUACUGAUUAAAUGAUCAAAAAUGAUCAAAAAUGAUCAAAAAAU